UGAGAGGACGGGCCCAGUCCAGAACACCUCAUCGUCGCCAACUUGCUCUGAUACCCAACUUGUCAUUGUGUCUCCUUUUCUCUCCAACUUCCUCACCCAAACUUCUUCACCAUCCAGUAGACAGCUGUGUCCCAACAUCGCCUUUUGUCGAUAGACCCAUUUCCUUCUUCUUGUUCUCGUUGAUCUCGAUAAAACUAGUCCACCAUGGAUCGUAUCAAGGAGAAAAUGAACCAGCUUCGCCUGGAGGCCGACGAGUCCGCCGCCAAGCUUGAGGAGAUGCAGACCAAGAUGAAGUCGCUGGAGCAGGACAACCUGGCCAAGGAGCAGGAGAUCACCUCCCUGUCGCACAGAAACGGUCUGCUCGAGGCCGAGAACGAGAAGCUCGACACUGCCAUCAAGGACUUCAAGAAGGCCGCAGAGGAUGGUCAGGGCCACUCUACCACCAACGAGGCCCUCACCCGCCGCCUCCAGCUGCUCGAGGAGGAGGCUGAGGAGGCUGACAAGACUCUCCGCGAGGCCAACGAGAAACUCCGACAAACCGACGUUAAGGCGGGCCACUUCGAGCGAAAAGUUCAGGCCCUCGAGGCCGAGCGAGACCAGUGGGAGGGCAAAUACGAGGAGAUGGCUAAGAAGUACGCCGAUAUCAAGAAGGAGCUGGAGGAGUUCCAGGCAGAGAUUGGCAAUAUCUGAGGAAGACCGUGUACAGAGGGGAACAAAGGAUGUUGGCAUGGCAAGAAGGUUCUUGCGAUUCUAUAACAGGUCUUGUCUCUUAGGAGACGAGUGCCUGACGGACCGUCUCGUCUGCGCAUUCCUCUACUGUCGACCAGUCUUAACUUUGUGGAAAGGAGCAUCCUUGGUGGUGGCAUUGUUGCGAUUCGAGUUGUUCUCGCGAUUGCAGCACUUUUUAGAAGGCGGUCAGACCUAUGAUUACAGCAGCACAUUUCGAGAAUGAAAUUUGUUGAUGCUUCACCG
Messenger RNA from Cryphonectria parasitica EP155, 972 nucleotides. RefSeq lists its product as uncharacterized. Lineage: Eukaryota; Fungi; Ascomycota; Sordariomycetes; Diaporthales; Cryphonectriaceae. The transcript has 3 exons. Bases 205 to 690 code for a protein of 161 amino acids. The record is from RefSeq and is a predicted model, not a curated record.